AUGGAUAUCGAUGCCAACACCAUUGCUAUAUAUACAAGAAGACGCCAGAAUCAGCGGGCGCUCCUCACUGAGUUAGAAUCAAAGCUAAAGUCACUGGAGAGCGGAGGCCAGUGUAGCACACCGCCGUCGAAAGCUUCAUGUGUUUCGACACCAAAGUAUCCUUCCCCAGUAACACCAGGGGUAUCAGGCCUGCCCGGGCAACCGGUUCCUGGGCUGCAGUAUGAGGACACUGAUGCUAGGGGCACUUUCCCGGUCGAAACCCAUCUGUUUCCUCCAGUCUCUCCUUCAGCACAACCUUUCGUGCAACCCCCGAACGGCAGCAAUAUUAAUAUUACGAACAAUUAUUACUCACCGCAACCAAGACUGAAUUCUGGAAACCUGCUGGCGCAAGGCGGUGCAGCACCAAUUCCGCUUGACUUGCCAUGUAGUGGUCUGCCUUCAGCCUUAGGUCAGACACGAGCUCCCGGUGCAGCUCAAAGCAAUGGACGUCAAGAUAACGUGCCUGUAUCCAUUGAAGCCCUCGUUCCUGUUUACGCACGUGGAAGUGUGGAGCCUGAGGAAGCAGCCAACUUGAAUGCAGCUAACUUGAAUCCCACCACGGAUGAUCUCGAGGAGCAUCCUAUGGUUUUUACUCCCACAAAAGCGCCAGAAAGGGGCACACUUCACCAACUACGAGGAUCGCAAAGCGGGGCUGACGGCGAAAAUGAAGGCACGGCGGAGCGAUGGCAGGACAAUUCUUGUAGAACUUUCCCAUGGUCGUUGCAGCUAGCUAUGGAGAAUCGAAAUAUAUUUGGAAAUGCAGGUUUUCGUCAGAAUCAGCGGGAAGCCAUGAAUGCGGCUUUAUCUGGGAAGAAUGUCUUUAUUCUCAUGCCGACAGGGGGCGGUAAGUCGUUGUGCUAUCAGCUCCCAUCUUUGCUCCAGGAAGGGGUGACAGUUGUCAUUUCUCCACUAGUGUCCUUGAUUCAGGACCAAGUAGAUCACUUAUGGUCAAAGCAGAUUCCUUGUGGGGCCUUGACUUCUGGAACACCCCAAAGAACGAAGAACGAACUCAUGAAAGACCUCUACAAUUCAAAACCAAUGAGCAAGCUUAUAUACGUAACACCGGAAAAAAUCACUCGAAGCCCGGCAUUUUUUGACCUUUUGGCUUCCCUCUCAAAGAGAAAGAUGCUUCAGCGCUUCGUCAUUGAUGAGGCACACUGUGUAUCGCAAUGGGGUCACGAUUUUCGGCCCGACUACAAAGAACUAGCAAUUUUUAAGGAGAGGUUCCCAGACGUUCCUAUCAUGGCAUUAACGGCUACUGCAACUCCAGAAGUACGCGAGGAUAUCAAGGUCCAACUUCGCAUAAGUCGUGAUUGUGUAAUGUUCAAGCAAAGUUUUAAUAGAACGAAUUUGGCUUAUGAAGUUCGGAGAAAGAAAAAGAAUGUGGUUGACGAAAUAGCGAUGGAGAUCAAGACCAUUCAUCAAGGGGAGGCUGGAAUUAUUUACUGUUUCAGCCAAAGAGAUUGUGUCACUGUUGCUGAGAAUUUGGCCAGGAAGCAUCAUUUGCGAGCAUUACCGUACCAUGCUGGCCUGAGUGAUGAGCUUAGGAGAGCCAAUCAGAUGGAAUGGUCGAACGGUAGCGUCCACAUCAUUUGUAGUACUCUUGCUUUUGGUAUGGGAAUUGACAAAGCAAACGUCAGGUUUGUGUACCAUCAUACUAUCCCAAAGAAUAUCGAAGGAUACUACCAAGAAAGUGGUCGAGCGGGAAGGGAUGGCUUGUUGAGCCGGUGCGUUUUAUACUUCUCCAUAGGUGACCGAAUGAAAGUACUUAACAUGAUUCUUCAGGACGCUCCAGGCGGGAAUCCCUACAGUCGUGGACGCGGUCGGGGCGGCAGAGGGCGACGGGGCGGAUCCUUCAGGAAUCGAAACGGCCCAUCUGGAAACCCCACGAACGAGGGCCAGGUACUAAGGAACACACAGGGACUCGCAAAGAUAACCGCUUAUUGCUUGGACGACAUCACGUGUCGGAGGACUCUCCUGUUGUCUCAUUUCGAUGAAAAGUUCAGUUCAUCGAAUUGCGACCCGAAAUGCGAUAACUGCAAGAAUACCGGGGGGGUUUUCAGCAAUGUCGACAUGACUGACCAUGGACUAGCUAUUGCAAACGUCGUUGGCGUAUGUCAGAGCACCGGCAGAAGAAGUUCUGGGCAGUCCGCAGCAUACAUUGUAGAGUUUUACAUGGGCCGAAAGUCAAGAAUGAAGAGCAGUGACCACCUUUCACAUCCGUCCUUUGGUGCCGGAAAGGGGCUCCUCAAAGAUAACGACGUGUAUCGAGUAAUUGAAGAGUUGUGCUCCCUCCAAGUCUUACAGGUGGCCUGCGACAUCAAUGCCUAUGGUGGCGUGCAAUCGCAACUGUUGCGAAAUUGGGACCCCAGUCCCUUACAAAAGUUGCGAUCACGGCAAACAAGGAUCGUCUUGCAGUCUCGGGCAAGUGGCCAAAAUUCGGCCAAUCCCAAGCGUUCCAGGACAGCCACUGCGGCAAAGUCUGUGGCUUCGACCAAGAGACCACGCCUCCAUGUCGGCGAUCAUGAUGAAAACGUACCUUCGGAGACCCCUACUGCUGCUACCUCGGGUGUGACUUACACGUCGCCAUACUUUCGCGGAGGAUCCAGUGGUGGCCCUUUUCCUCCCACGUCCGGCAGAUUAGCUAGUAACAGUGCUCCCGCUCUGUCCGAUAGAAAUGUAACCCCAAGCGCAUGUCAGGCGCCUUCCGGAGCAGUUGUCAUUGAUGACGACGAUGAUUUGAUUGAAAUUCCAAGGCAUGCUCAAAAAGCAGCUCCGAGACCCAGGCCAUCUGUCCGGCCACCUCCGAAACGACGAACGAGAAAGACCAAGUGA
Molecule: messenger RNA, 2874 nt
Organism: Chondrus crispus (carragheen)
Lineage: Eukaryota; Rhodophyta; Florideophyceae; Gigartinales; Gigartinaceae
Exons: 1
Coding region: 1-2874 (957 amino acids)
Biological process (GO): double-strand break repair via homologous recombination
Cellular component (GO): chromosome; cytoplasm; nucleus
Molecular function (GO): nucleic acid binding; ATP binding; four-way junction helicase activity
Source: RefSeq, a predicted model, not a curated record